This is a messenger RNA of Cyprinodon variegatus (sheepshead minnow), 3221 nucleotides long. RefSeq names its product chromosome unknown open reading frame, human C10orf54 (gene vsir). The coding region runs from base 147 to 1106 and encodes 319 amino acids. Gene Ontology annotation, biological process: regulation of immune response; positive regulation of regulatory T cell differentiation; negative regulation of CD4-positive, alpha-beta T cell proliferation. NCBI's taxonomy places the organism in Eukaryota, Metazoa, Chordata, Actinopteri, Cyprinodontiformes, Cyprinodontidae. Gene Ontology annotation, cellular component: plasma membrane. The transcript has 6 exons. The record is from RefSeq and is a predicted model, not a curated record.
CCAAAGGGUUUGUCUCUCUGCCUUUUACUACAGUUUAAACGUGAACAGACGCAGAGAGAGAAGCAGCUGAAGAAGCAGAUCCUACUUUCCACUUCUGCUUUUAUCUGUUUUGAUUUUUUUUCUUGAAUUCAACCUUCCUGGCGGCCAUGGAGAGGCGAAGGACAUCAGUUUGGGAGAGAAAGGGCAUGAUUUGGAUUUUCUGUUUUCUGUUUGCUGUCUCUGUAGUUAAGGUGGAAGCCACCAGCUCCCAUUCCUCGCUGGCUCUAUCUGCACCCCACAUGUAUUACACCUGUCCAGAGGGGGUGACUGCCAAACUAGUGUGUAACCAAAAGAGUACCAAGGUGUAUGACGAUAACCACGUAAAGGAGCGCUGGCUCUUCACGGCCCACACUGACCAGCACUGCAAAGGCAAGCUAGGCCCGAGGAAUCUGUCUCUCCCUCUAAAGAGCCACGUCUUGCCUCAGGGGUUGGAGAUGGGUCAUACGAGCGAUAAAAUGUGGGUGACUCUCCAUAACGUGACCUAUGCCGACCAGGGUCGCUACUGCUGCAUGGCGCUGGAGUUUAAGAAAGAUCACGACCAUCUGUCGGUCCUGCAGAAUUCCCACAGCCACAUUAUCCUUCAUGUUACACCAAGGAGGGAAGGAGCUACCAACUGCACCUUCUGGGAUCCCACACCUCCUCCAGGUAUGAAAGUCAACACAGACAUUGAAAAGCAGACUUUUUUUCUAAUUCUUCCUUUGUUUCGUUUGGCAGCAUCGGUGCCCGUGGCCUUGGCGUUAGCCGCCUGCAUUUUGGCUCUGCUCUCUCUGCCUCUUAUUCUGGUCCUGGUCUACAAACAGCGGGAGAACUCCCGCUCAAACAGGCGUGGACAAGAGCUGGUGAGGAUGGACAGUGAGGCUCAGGGCCAUGAGAAUCCGGUGUUUCUGGGGGGGUCGCCUCAGAUAAAGACCCGCACUGUUUCCCAGAUCUUGGCCAGGCAGCCCUCUGAGACAGGCCGCCACUUGCUGACCGACCCAGGAACGCCCCUCUCUCCGUCCACACAAGGGGACGUAUUCUUCCCAUCUGAAGACAUCAUCCCAGAGUCUCCAGACUUGGUGCAGAUUUAAAGCGGAUUCUUCACCUAAACUGUUGUCCCAGAGAGAGAGAGAGACUCCUGCAGCUCUGUUCUUCAUUUUAAUACCAAUGCUAUCUCCACGAAUCGUCUCAUAGUUACUAUACAAACACAUAUUCUUCCUGUCUGGAUUUGCAACCUGUACAUUGGUCUGGACCCCAGGAGGGAAGGAGGGCUGCGUGCCGUGUCCACCUGCAAUAACAGCUGCAGGCCCAAACUGAACUUAAGUCGGCAUGUUGCGUCUGAUCUUCGGUUCGUCUUAGAUUUUUAUGUGUUUUUUUUUUUUUUGCUCUGUUGGUGCUUUUAAUAAAAUGUCGGGGUCAUGUAGGAGAUAAGUGACACAGUUUCUAUGCUGAUGCUGUUAAUGGGGUUGAGACAAACAUAUUUUUAUUGUGUGCAUUCAGAUCCCUACAGAAUUUAAUUUUCUUCCACCAGAAUUUUUCAUCUUAAAUGCAGCAGUGAUCUUUUGCCGGUCAUUAGAGAAUUUUCAGGUUCAGAUAAACGGACUCUCAAGCCCGUAACAAAAUUCUUCAUGUCAGAACUUUGAUGCUUUCUGGUUAUUUCUGUCUUCUGAAAGGACUAAAGCGAUUAUUGAGUUAAAGCCACCGCUACGCUUCUGAGCUGCAGGAUAGAAAAUGAAAAGGGCUGGAACUGUGGACUUAGGUAAGGGGUUUCCUGGCAUCGCUGGCGUUGGGUUCUUGAUGAUGAGGACUAAGAAAGAGCAGGACAAAUGAUCCAGCCGUUUUCUGCUUCUGAGCUACUAAACAGUGUAGCAACACCUCAACUUAUAAAAAGUUUGGUGCUCAAGGGUGUAAUGUAGCAAUGGUCUAUUUUGCAAAAAAAAGUGCUUUCUAGUGAUGUUUGUGUUUCUAAAAGGACCACCAAGCGAGGUAAUGACAGUGGUUGGUUUAUAGAAAGAUUUACUGGGUUUAAGAGUGUGAAGUAGCAGGGUAGGUAUGUGAUAGGAGAGCCGUGCACCUAGCUGGGCUCAGGAUUUCAAAUUAAACCACACAGAGAUAAAUCACAGUGAGAGAAGUUGAGUCAUUGCUGGUCAGUGGCCUGAUGUAUAUUGUGCAGGUUAUUCAGGGCAGAACAUGGUGGCUUUUCCCCUGAUGUCAAAUUCCCUUCGUUAUAGAAAAGAUAUCUGCAUAAUUUCACACGCUGCAGAUUUGUUUCUACCUUGGAUCGGGAGAUAGACGCCAAUAUGUCAUAGGAUAGAGUUCUACUGCACGCUGGUCAAAGCCGACGUCGGUGCAAGACUUGGGUUUAAUUAAGAAAAGCUCUGGAGCAGUUUAAAAGGUGGCAUGCUUUUGCUUUAUGACUGAACUGUUCUGUGAAAGGAGCUUUAGAUAUUACAAGACCAAAACGUGGCAUUACAUUUCCUCUCUGUAUGAUAUAUGCAUAAAUAUAUAUAUAUAUAUAAGAUUGCUUCUCUUCUUUGUUCCUCUGUGCUACCUCAGACUUAUGCCUCUUCUGUCUUUUCCAUACGCUGCUUAAACUGCACCAUAGCCUUAAACUGUUUAUUGCUGUUUUAAAGUUUAUUUGGGAAAGAUUUCAUUGUGGUCUCUGUGUUUAAUAAUGAAGAAAAAGAAAAGAUUUUAUGUUGAAUGUAGCCUUGUGGAUACCAGCAAACAGCAGCUGACCUCACUGCCAUUAAGACCCUUCCUGUGUGUUUCACAAUGUUUAUGUUAAUCAGGGUAAAGGUUCAGCCGGGCUUUUAUUUGUGUGCAAUUAGAUCUGAUAAGCCAAAAUCUGUUAAACGGGUCUGAAAUCCGAGCCGAAGACCAAUUGUACCAACGUAGGGUCUUGGAUGACUUCCCCAGCUGUUGGUUUUAUUUUUAAACUGUAGAACGCAUGCAGCUGGUGCUUAGCGGAAAUCACCUGCAGAAGAAAGUGUUUAACAGGUUGGUAGGAGAUCUGUUGAGAUGUAAGCCUGCUGAUUUGUGUGUUUCAGAGCUUUAAGAACUGAUUUUCUAGUUUCCCUCAUAAAAAAAAAAAAGAUCACUUUGUAUUAUUGUGUUUUUAUACUGUAAAAAGCUUGCGUGAGAGGAAGUUUCUUCCUUUUAAACUGUCCUCUCGGUAGCCUGUACAAUAAAGGGAACUCUCGGAG